This is a messenger RNA of Adineta ricciae, 804 nucleotides long. NCBI's taxonomy places the organism in Eukaryota, Metazoa, Rotifera, Eurotatoria, Adinetida, Adinetidae. The record is from the annotation of a GenBank genome assembly.
AUGAAAGCAAUUAAAGCGAUUCCACCAGUACUUUCGUGCCAAGCAUUGAAAGAUCUUUUACGAUCAUCUUCGCAGAAAGUUUCCGUGCUCGAAGCUGACAUUGGCAAACAAUUUCACAACGAAUUCUUACACGCUCACAUUCCAAAGGCUCAGUUCUUCGAUCAACUCGAAUGUACACAACCAACAAAAUUGAUUCCACGCGGUCUACCUGAUAUCAAAUGUUUCGAAUCGUAUCUCUCACGUCUGGGUGUAUCAAACAAAGACCAUAUUGUUCUCUAUGAUCGUUCACCGAUGGGGUUCUAUGCAACAAGUCGAGCUUGGUGGUUAUUGAAAACAUACGGCAUGGAUAGUUUAUCUAUUCUAAACGGCGGAUUUCAUAAAUGGGCGAAGGAAGUCAACGAUUUAGAACCAUCCAAUGAUAAUCAGCCUAAAGAGACAGGAAUAUUUACCGUUCAUCUUAAUGAAAACAUGGUAAAGGAUUUUCAAACGAUGUUAAACAUUGUUUCUUCGAAAGACAAAAAACAACAGAUUGUCGAUGCUCGACCACGAAAUCUUUUUAGUGGUGAAAAAGGUGGGCAUCUGCCAGAUUCACUUAAUGUUUCAUACAAUGACGUAUUUGAUCAAGACAAUCAAUGUUUGAAAUCGAAGAAAGAACUUCAAAAACUUUUUGAAAAAGCUGGUGUUAAUUUAUCGAAACCAGCUAUUUACACCUGUCAAACAGGUACAACAGCGAGUACAUUAGCUUUUAUUGCUCAUAUUCUCGGUCAGAAGUCGUACUCAGUUUAUAACCAUCAACGUCUGUGA